AUACAACUAAGUGUUACGAUUUGUAAUUUAGGCAUACGUGACGCUUAAACUUGAUUACUUUCUAAUAAAAAUUAUAUUUAAUAAAUUCAUUACCUUCCCGAAAUAAAUUCUGAGACUCAGGCGUGGGGAAAAAAUUCCACGCGCAUGUUGGGGGAAACUCAUAAAUAUUCAUAUGCUCCACCCAUUUAUAUCAAAAAUCUCAGAAACCUCAAAACUCUGAACACCGGUGCGGACUAGCGUUAAGAGCUAGGUUAGUGUGUCAUGAUGGAGUCGGAGGGCAUCGCGGGCAUUGAGCAGUUUGACAGCCCAGGGAAGGGCAGAGGUCUGCGGGUGAGCAGAGCGUAUGGAGUCGGUGAAUUGCUGUUCUCGUGUCCAGCUUAUUCAUACGUACUGUCUGUCAACGAGAGAGGAUUCAUCUGUGAACAGUGCUUUACAAGGAAAAAGGGUCUUGCAAAAUGUGGAAAGUGCAAAAAAGCAUUCUACUGCAAUGUGAACUGUCAGAAAAAGAACUGGCCCAUGCACAAGCUGGAGUGUCAUGCCAUGUGUGUGUUUGGAGAGAACUGGUGCCCCUCAGAGACGGUGCGACUGGUGGCCAGAAUCAUCGCCAGGCUGAGACACCAGAGAGAGAGAAGCCCAUCAGAAAAACUGCUCUUACUGAGGGAUAUGGAAGGCCACAUGGAGGAUAUGGAUAAUGAGAAAAGAGAGAUGAAUGAAGCACAUAUAGCUGGCCUCCAUCACUUCUACUCCAAACACCUGGACUUCCCUGAUCAUCAGGCCCUGCUCACACUUUUCUCACAGAUUCACUGUAACGGCUUUACUGUGGAGGAUGAGGAACUCUCGAACUUGGGUUUAGCUGUUUUUCCAGACAUUGCCCUCUUGAACCACAGCUGCUGUCCCAACGUCAUAGUCACAUACCAAGGAAUCAACGCUGAAGUACGGGCUGUGCAGGAAAUCCGUCCAGGGCAAGAGAUAUAUACCAGCUACAUAGACCUGCUGUACCCUACAGAGGACAGGAUCGAGAGACUCAGAGACGUCUACUACUUUAGCUGUGACUGCAAAGAGUGCAAAACCAAAUCUAUGGAUGUGGAGAAGAUAAAGGUGCGGAAACUGAGUGACGAGAUCAGUCAAAAGGAGAUCAGGGAUAUGGUGCGUUAUGCUCGGAAUGCCAUGGAAGACUUCCGCAGGGCCAAACUUGAGAAAAGUCCCCCUGAGCUUCUAGAGAUGUGUGAGCUCAGCAUUGACAAGAUGAGCCCUGUGUUUGAUGACGCUAACAUCUACGUCCUUCAUAUGAUGUACCAGGCCAUGGGCAUCUGUCUUUUCAUGGAGAAUUAUGAUGGGGCAGUUAGAUAUGGAGAAAAAGUCAUGAAGCCAUACACUGUCCUUUACCCAGCAUUCUCUUUAAAUAUUGCAUCUAUGUAUCUGAAGAUGGGCAGACUCUACAUUGCUCUGGACAGGAAGUCCACUGGCAUAAGUGCCCUUCAAAAGGCAUUGGCCAUCAUGGAAGUUGUUCAUGGAAAGGACCACACAUAUGUAACGGAGCUCAAACAAGAAAUGAGAGGGGAAUAAUGUAAAUAGUGUGCACUGUUUAAGAUUGUACUCGAAUUUCACUUUAUUAAAGUAAACAAAUGGAGAGACUUUCUUCAGUAAUAUGCUUAAG
Sinocyclocheilus rhinocerous is the source of this 1657-nucleotide messenger RNA. It is a transcript of the gene smyd2b, whose product is annotated as SET and MYND domain containing 2b. The transcript is spliced from 12 exons. The record is from RefSeq and is a predicted model, not a curated record. Bases 262 to 1566 code for a protein of 434 amino acids. NCBI's taxonomy places the organism in Eukaryota, Metazoa, Chordata, Actinopteri, Cypriniformes, Cyprinidae. Gene Ontology annotation, cellular component: nucleus. Gene Ontology annotation, molecular function: protein binding.